Microplitis demolitor is the source of this 2130-nucleotide messenger RNA. RefSeq names its product puff-specific protein Bx42 (gene Bx42). Gene Ontology annotation, biological process: mRNA splicing, via spliceosome. Bases 337 to 1983 code for a protein of 548 amino acids. Gene Ontology annotation, cellular component: spliceosomal complex. The transcript is spliced from 2 exons. The record is from RefSeq and is a predicted model, not a curated record. Lineage: Eukaryota; Metazoa; Arthropoda; Insecta; Hymenoptera; Braconidae.
GCCUGGUUGUGCGUUGUCCAAUAUGGUUAAUGGCCGACCAUGUACUAAGUUGAGUAUUUAGUUAUUACGUUCAGCAACGUUUAAUUCUGACCAAGUGCAAUGUAAUUUAAUUCAAUCUCUUCGAACAAUUUUGAUUUUUUGUUAUCAUUUAUAAAAACAUCGAGGUUUUUUAAAUCGUCCAAUCUGUUUUAUAAUCAUAUGUAUAGAAAGUUGUUUGUUACGUUUUAAAAUCUAAAAACAACAAGGAAGUGAGGUUAUUUAAGUGAGGUUGAACGUAUCACAUUACUUUAUCAACGUAUUUAAAUAAAUCAUAAUUUCAUUUUGUUGAAAGCCAAAAUGUCUUUAACGAGUUUUUUACCAGCACCCAGCCAAGUGACUUGGGACAGAUCUGAUGAAGCACGUGAACAAAAAUUGAGGCAACGACCUGUAUCAGCUUUGGUGAAAGCUUUUGUUACCGCACCACCUUACGGGCAAAGAAAAGGAUGGAUUCCCCGAAAUCUCGAUGACUAUGGAGAUGGUGGCGCGUUUCCGGAGAUCCAUGUUGCCCAGUAUCCUCUGGAAAUGGGUCAGAAGGGCAAGGAGACAUGCAACGCCUUGGCAAUUCAGCUCGAUGCAGAAGGAAAAAUAAAAUACGACUUAAUCGCUCGACAAGGUCACUCUAAAGACAAAAUUGUAUACAGUAAGCUCAGUGAUUUAUUACCAUCAGAAAUAGCAAAUGAAAAUGAUCCCACUUUGAUGCGGCCAAGUGAGGAGGAAUUAGAAGAAAACACGGAACGGACCCGGAAAGCUCUUGAAAAAAUUACACAGUCGAAGAUUGCUGCUGCUAUGCCGGUCCGUUGUGCAGAGAAACAAGGGCCAGCUCAGUACAUUCGGUACACCCCGUCCCAGCAAGGUCAAUCAUUCAACUCUGGAGCUAAGCAACGAGUCAUCAGGAUGGUCGAGGCUCAAGUGGAUCCGAUGGAGCCACCGAAAUUCCGAAUAAAUAAAAAAAUUCCUCGUGGACCACCAUCUCCACCAGCACCAGUUUUGCAUUCUCCAACUCGUAAGGUGACUGUAAAAGAACAAAAAGAGUGGAAGAUACCUCCGUGUAUUAGUAACUGGAAAAACGCAAAAGGUUACACGAUUCCUCUUGAUAAACGUUUGGCUGCCGAUGGACGAGGUCUGCAACAGGUUCACGUCAAUGAGAACUUUGCUAAGCUAGCUGAGGCUCUUUACAUUGCCGACAGAAAAGCCCGAGAAGCUGUAGAAAUGCGAGCACAGUUAGAGAAGAAACUGGCUCAGAAAGAAAAAGAAAAGAAGGAAGACCAUCUCCGUCAGUUGGCUCAGAAAGCGCGGGAAGAGCGUGCUGGGUUGAAGGCUUCUGCGGCUCUGGAGAAGUCGGAGGAAUCUAAGGAGCGGGAUCAGCUGCGACAUGAGAGGCACAAGGAUCGUGCGCGCGACCGCAAUCUUGCUCGUGCUGCUCCAGACAAGCGGUCCAGGUUACAACGAGAACGCGAGCGGGAUAUAAGUGAACAAAUCGCUUUAGGUAUGCCCGCCAAGAAUAUAAAUGCCACUGGUGAGGCUCAAUUUGACCAGCGGUUAUUCAAUACCACUAAAGGAAUGGACAGCGGUUAUGGUCAUGAUGACGAGUACAAUAUCUACGAUAAACCCUGGAGGGAUUCGAAUUCAUUAGCUAACAAUAUCUACAGACCCAGCAAAAAUAUCGACAAAGACAAUUACGGUGACGAUCUGGAGAAAAUUGUGAAGACCAACAGAUUUGUACCCGACAAAGAAUUCAGUGGAACUGAUCGAUCCGCCCAAAGGAGUGGUCCAGUGCAAUUCGAAAAGGAUGAAGAGGAUCCCUUCGGAUUGGAUCAGUUCUUGACUCAAGCCAAGAGAGCCAGUGGGUCAACAACCACACCAAGUGCUUCUGCGACUUCUUCAAAGCGCAAAGACGACAAAGAACGUCUUUCUGUACCAUUAAAAAAGAAAAAGAAAUAUUAAUUAAAUUAAUCCUAACUUACAUUACUAUAAGUGAAUAAAAAUUUAUUACUAAUUAAUUUGAUAGAUUAUUUAUAAUUUUAUUUUGUCACUUACGAUUUAAUUGUCAUGAUUGGUUAAUAAGCCGCUUAAAAUAAGACAGUACGCAUU